Messenger RNA from Trichoderma reesei QM6a, 1131 nucleotides. RefSeq lists its product as uncharacterized. The record is from RefSeq and is a predicted model, not a curated record. Gene Ontology annotation, biological process: spliceosomal complex assembly; protein phosphorylation; regulation of mRNA processing. Gene Ontology annotation, molecular function: ATP binding; protein kinase activity. The coding region runs from base 1 to 1131 and encodes 376 amino acids. NCBI's taxonomy places the organism in Eukaryota, Fungi, Ascomycota, Sordariomycetes, Hypocreales, Hypocreaceae. The transcript has 4 exons.
AUGGAUGCCAAUCAGCAGGAACCGGAAUUGCCUUCAUCGAGACAAACACAGACACAAUAUCCCAUUGAUGAGCAGAAGCUUUUCAGUGCUCCGCCUCAGCCGGAUGCGGCCUCCGAAGAAGACGUCGACGAGGGCAGAGCUGCAUAUCGACCUGGCGGGUUUCAUCCGGUAUACAUUGGCGAUAUCUUCAACGACAGAUGGAAAGUUCUGAACAAGAUCGGAUACGGCCGCUACUCAACUGUAUGGCUCGUCAGAGAUCUUCAAGCCUGUGCUAUAUGCUACGGCCAAGGCCACGGCACAUUCGAGAAAGAGAUUUUGAUCAAUCUCCGCCAUGGUGACAAGAGCCAUACUGGCUACCCUUUCGUCUGUCAUCUGCUUGAUGAUUUUGAGCAUCAAGGGCCCAACGGCACCCAUGUAUGCCUCAUUUUUGAACUUAUGGGCGAAACGCUUUGCAGCUUCGGCACCUUGUUCCGUGAGAACAUGAUACCUGGGUCAGUCAUGCGCAAGUUCACUAUACAGCUCUUGGUAGCGCUUGAUUUUGCCCAUGACCACAACAUCAUCCAUACAGAUAUCAAGCCGGAUAAUAUCUUUGCGAAUACUCGAUUGAUUGACUUUGAUGUUACUCUGGGAGACUGGGGAGUCUCCAGCUGGAUCGAUAGGCAUCUAUGCGAGGUGAUUCAACCAGUGGCCCUUCGCUCUCCGGAGGUCCUGAUUGGGGCUCCUUGGGACGCGUCUACCGAUUGGUGGAACUUGGGUGCUGUGGUGCUAGAAGUCUACCGUGCUGUCCGAAUGUUUGAUGGCAGAAUAGCUCCGGACGGACGGUACGACGUUAGAGAACACCUGGCUGAGAUUGUUGAUCUCUUCGGGCCGUUCCCGAAAAGCCUUCUUGACAGAGGAAACCAAGAUCUUGUCCGUGGUAUCUUUGACGACGAGGGGCGUGUCAAGGAUCAGGAGCCUUUCAAUCGCCCCGGCCUUGCUUCUGAAGCUUUUAUGCCUGGUUUGUCCCAGGAGCAGAGAGAUGAUUGCGCGUCGUUUCUCAAACUCUUGAUGAAGAUUGAUCCUACAGAGCGUCCAUCGACGGUGGAUCUUUUGCGGCAUCGCUGGCUGGCUGCGUUACCGCCAAGUGAGUGA